This is a messenger RNA of Nematostella vectensis (starlet sea anemone), 4434 nucleotides long. RefSeq lists its product as uncharacterized. Gene Ontology annotation, cellular component: membrane. Gene Ontology annotation, biological process: cell surface receptor signaling pathway; G protein-coupled receptor signaling pathway. Gene Ontology annotation, molecular function: G protein-coupled receptor activity. NCBI's taxonomy places the organism in Eukaryota, Metazoa, Cnidaria, Anthozoa, Actiniaria, Edwardsiidae. The record is from RefSeq and is a predicted model, not a curated record. Bases 898 to 4344 code for a protein of 1148 amino acids. The transcript has a single exon.
AACGAUGUUCUUAAAUUUUAGUGUAUAUAAAAAUAUAAAACCCAAUGAUUUAUCAGGAAGAGAAUUACACAAAUGAUCAAUGGCAAUUAAUAAAUAAGGUUCUUAUUAUAAGCACAAUUUGAUUAUUAUUGGUAUUUAUCAUUACUGUAAUUCUCUUCCUUAUUCAUUCAUUGGGUAUUAUAUUCUUAUUAAAAUUUAAGAACAUGGGUAAUUCAUCCUAAAGGCCUCUCGCGGGUAAUUGUUUUCGAAAGUUCGUUCAAAUUGAAACCUGUUUAGUAGCCCUUUCAAAGCGUGCGAUCGAUCUGAUCUUUGGCAAACAUAAUCACGAAUGCUUUAGUUUGCAAGUCCUAAAAUAAAAAUUAGAUAUAAAUAAUCGGCGAGGCGCGACGCACGUGCAACUGAAAUCGCUGUUUUGGGGGUUUGGUACGAAAUCUAAAAUACUGCAGUUGCAAAGCACCCCAUUUUGCGUUGAGCUCAGUUCCACUUGAUGUGUUAUUUGACAAGCGGACACAGAAUCUAUUCCUUGGAAAUAUCGAAAAAAGCGAGUGUCAAUUUCUAACUUACUCUUCCAUAUUUCCAAGGAAUCGAUUCGCGAGAGGCCUUAAAUUGUCCCAAAAAUAAGAACGGCCCAGCCUAAUCUGAAAAAUAGACGUUGUUAUAUAAAAAAGAGUGUAUUCAUUCUCGUCGCUAUCUUGUUUUAUAAUUAAUCGAAUGUCUUGCUGUUAUCUUGUCUCAUAAUUAAUCGAAUAUCUUGCUGAUAAAAACACCGCCCCACAGCGGUUACCGCUACUAAUUCAAAAUCAGCUGCAUAUAAAAAGCGAGGUUUGGUUGCAUUUGUGAUCAUCGUUUUUGAGCUGUUUUGAACAACCACCUAAAAGCUUAUAUAGCAAUGUUUGAAUGAUGAUGUCUUUCAGCUUUGCUUUGGUAAGUGUUUUGGCAAUCGCAGCCACUACACUAGCUGGAAAUACAGACAGCGAAACAAAAGCUAGAAGGUUUCAAGAAGGGAAAAAAGUAGAGGUGAUGUUCCCGAAAGAAGAUGAAGAAAAGCACCAGAAAGAUGGUGAAGUCCCCUUGAAGCAUGUAAAAGAACUGUAUGAUAGAAAAGCUCUUUCCAAGCGAUUGGGACGACAUUUUGGCAGACGGUACUACAACGAGGAACUAGAGGGUAAAAUCGACUUUUCCAUGGCAAAAUAUCUAACCAUUUCCAAGCAAAGAUUCUUACAAAAUAAAAAUUCUUACAAAGUAAAAAGUAUUUCGACUAAUGGAGACCCCACAACUACUGAGAAAAUUGCAACCACGCCUCAAAGAGAAGAGUCAGAAGCGAUAUUUCCGCGAUUGAAGAAGAUCUCAAAAGAAGGACUGCACGCAAUCAGCUCACAUCACACAUUGACCUCGGCCAAUGAUCCUCAAACUUCGACAACAUUCUACAGAGAUGAGAAAAAAAAGGAGCCACACGAAGACAACAGCGUGCGAAACCAUGCAGGCAAUCUACCCACCUUGUUGACAAGAAAAAGUAAAAGAAGUCCGAGAUCUCUGCUUGCUGAAAGUGGCAAGAACUUACAAAACAGUAGCGGUAACCUUGAUCCCAGAAUAACAGUUUGCGAGACAAAAUUGUCAUGUAAAAACAAGUGCCACAAUCCACCAUCCCUCUCGUUUAGCCUUGAGCUAAUUUGCUACUGCGACCAUCAGUGUGAGCAGUUUGUGGACUGUUGCGCGGAUUAUGAACACUUCUGCAAACUAAACGCGACUGGAAAUUUUACAAUUUCCAAGGACAAUAUUUCCAUGAAUUCUUACAUCGGCCUCCAGUCAGCACAGGGAUCGGCAACAGGACCAGGGAUAUCAAAAGGACCAGGCCAAGGGAUAAUGCCAGGAUCACCAGCUUUACCGGGCAAUAGCCCGGUUCUUGUACCAAAAGCGCCAAAUCAACCCAGCCCAAACUUGUUAGCAACAGCUUCACCCAAUACAACAUCCACUCCAGUACCGGGCAUGGUAUCGGGGAUGGGACAAGGAGCAAUGCCAGGGCCACCUGGAGACAAGGGUAUAGUCAGAGGAGGGAACCCAUAUCCGGGGACCACCCAAGCACCCGUGAAUGUGGACGCUCCUGUAGAACCUAAGGUCCAUUGGUCUUGCGAGAAGAUUGGCAAACAGCGUGUUUGGAUGAUAAACAAAUGCCCAGACGAUUAUCAAAUUAUGCCCACAAAACAGCGAUGCGAGUUUGUGGAUCGUUUGUCCAAGAAAGAAUCGGUUCAGGACUUGCUGGAUGCCAGACCUGUGUAUACGAAUGAUGGCAAAGUUUACAAGAACCACCACUGCGCAUAUUGUAGUGGCCUCCAUGAGCAAGAUCUCAAGGUGUACGAUAUUUCUUAUGACUGUGACGUCUCCGCCCCUGAAUCAAUGGCUAUAGAACAGAAGCUAGGCUUCCUACUAAGGCACUGCGGUAACAAAAUCUCCUGGGUGAUCCCAUCUGGCAGUCCAAGGCGCCUAUGCUUUGAGGUAGAGUCGUGCUCAAAUCUAACCCAUUGUGGUGAUAGGUGCUCAAAUGGAACCGUUGGAAUAGUUUCCAGAAGGUCGGCUGUUAACCUCAGAAACUCUUUUUGCUCAAACGAGAAGCAUUUUCUUGAAUGUGGACCAGUGGAAUCGGAACGCUCAAGUCCCUACACUCCCCCACCUUUCUCAAUCACCUUCAAUUUCGAAGGAAAUGGUCGAUGGACAUCAGGAAUAAAGUGUAGACCAGGCCUUGAGUACAACCCCGACAUGGAGACGUGUGAACAAGGCUUUAGCUCUUUUGCACCGCUUCGUUCAAACAUUGAGAAGUACAGAGUAUUGCUUUGGGUCAGACUUGACUUUGGAUGUUCCGUACCGAAUGAGACCAUUGCUUCAGUACUUCAUCAGACAUUUUCUGGCAGCUGGAGUUUUUCUAACAUUAAGACAACACAUGAAUUGAGAUUCUUGAAUGUAGACUUCGAUGUAGAGCCAAGAGAAGAGAAGAGAGAAAGAAAAAGAAGAGAUAUCGCGAAAGGUAUAAGCUUUGAUCGAGUGCUUCACUUUUCCUCUCCAUUUAGUAUGAUUAUCAAUGGUACAGAAUGCGAAGUUUUCAAAGCUACGGCAAGAAUUCUUUCAUGCUCCGAUCUCAGGCAGUACAAUCAGAACGAGUACACCCCAUUGCUGUCCGGCUCCGUCUACAUCAAUUCGUCUGGAGAGGUCUUCCACGCUAGAUACUACUACACAAAUGGGACUAAUGUGACAACUGGACCUAUCCACGUGUGUCAUGCUGGCCGACGCGAGUCUAUUUGCUCAGGGGUCUUCUCAAGGGUGGAACAAUUUACUAUCUUUCCAAAUCAAUCCAUUUAUGUCGAAGCUUCAGCCAGAACAUACAAUAAAUCUGAAUACUUUGUAGAUAAUGGCGCUACCUUUGUUUGUACGGAUCUCCCUCCUAGGCGUGAGAAGACCUGGGCAGAUGACCCCGCCCUGUCAUGGCUGACGCUUAUGUGCAUGUUACUGUCCAUCGCUGGACUCGUCUUCUUCCUCGUCACCUACCUCCUUUUCAGCGAGCUCCGCACGAUACCGGGUGUCAACCUGAUGAAUCUCGGCUUUUCCACCCUACUAGCACAGGUCACGUGGCUCACAGGUGUCAAUCAGACAGACAAACCAGUCACGUGCACAAUUGUUGCCGCUUCGCUGCAGUACUUCUACCUGGUGUCAUUCAUGUGGACGUCAAUCAUCGCGUAUGACACUUGGAGGGCUUUCUCAAUUAACGGCCACCGCGCGUCCCCGGGAUCCAGAAGUGAGAAGUCAAGAAAAUGUCUGAGGUACAUGGCACUCGGAUGGCUUCCAUGUCUGAUGUUUGUUGUCAUUUGCGUAUCCCUCGACCAAACAGGAAUCGUUGAUAUUGGAUACGGCUUUCUGCAGUUCUGCUGGAUGGCUAAUGGACUUGCUAUAGUAUACAUAUUCGCCAUUCCUAUUGCGCUUGCAAUAAUAGUUGACGCCGUCUUUUAUGGCCUCACCGUCAAAGCCAUAAAGACCACAGCCAGCCAGGCCCAAAUGGCUGCAGAGAAUUCCAAGAGGCGAGGUCAUUUCGGUAUCUACGUGCGCCUGGCAUCAGUGAUGGGCUUCACGUGGGUGUUUGGAUUCGGUGCUGCUCUCUUGUGGUCGCCGCUGUGGUACGUUUUCGUGUCGCUGAACUGUCUGCAGGGGGUGUACAUCGCGGCGGCGUUUGCACUAAGUGACCAGGCCAAAAGACUGUACCGAGAGCUCCUGGGUAUCAAGGCUGAUGAGAAGAGAAAUACUUCCACGAAAAGUGCAACAGAAGCUCACGAUAACAAGAUUGACUCAACUAAAAUGUAACAAUAAGAUCAAGGAGCUAGAUAUUUUGCUUUACAGGUUUCUGCUAAAAUGAUCCAGUAAUGUGUUUAAAGCUAAAUCAAAGUACUCAUA